Humulus lupulus (European hop) is the source of this 1167-nucleotide messenger RNA. RefSeq lists its product as uncharacterized. The record is from RefSeq and is a predicted model, not a curated record. The transcript has a single exon. Bases 1 to 1167 code for a protein of 388 amino acids. Lineage: Eukaryota; Viridiplantae; Streptophyta; Magnoliopsida; Rosales; Cannabaceae.
AUGCAAAACUUCCAAUUUGUUCUUGGCAUGGAAUUUGCCACUGUUACAAUUUUAAGGAAUGCAAUAAGGGAGUACUUUAUUGAAGGUGAUCAAGAAUAUGUAUUUAUUGCCAAUGAUUCAAAUAGAGUUAGAGUUAAGUGCAAGGGUGCAAACUGUGAGUGGAUGUUGUUUGCUUCAAUAGUUAACAAGAUAGAUGGCAAAACAAUGAGGGUCAAAACACUUGUUGACAAGCAUAGUUAUGGCAUUGUUUUGGACAAUAAAAAGCUCACCUCAACUUGGCUUGCAAAGCACUUUUUGGAGCAAUUUAGGCUAAAUCCGAGUAUGGAAUACAAUGCAUUUAGGGAGAUAACUGCAAAGACCAAGUACUCACGUGUGUCUAGCUGGAAAUUUUACAGGGCCAAGACAAAAGCAAGGAAGAUGUUGGAUGGGUUUGUCAAGGAACAAUACGCCAUUCUUGAUGACUACUGUAAAAGGUUGUUGGCCACCAAUCCUGGCUCUACUGUGAAGUUGAAAACUGAUUUGGUUAAUGGGAGAAGGCAAUUUCAGCGUAUUUAUAUUUGUCUUAAGGCAUGUAGAGAUGGCUGGUUGGGGGGUUGUAGACCUCUAAUUGGUCAUGAUGGUUGCUUUUUAAAAGGAUAUUGUAGGGGCAUUUUAUUGGCUGCAGUAGGCAUUGACGGUAAUAACUCCAUGUUUCCCAUUGCCUAUUGUGUUGCUAAAAAGGAAAACACUGAGGUUUGGACUUGGUUCUUGGAGCUCUUGAAGGCUGAUAUUGGGAGUUUGAGUCCCACCAAGGUGACAAUGAUGAGUGAUCGUCAAAAAGGAUUAGAAAAUGCAGUGGGAGCCAUCUUUAGUGGGUGUGAGGUGAGGUAUUGUGUCAGACAUCUUCAUGCUAAUUUUAAAAAGGAAUAUCCUGGACUUUUACUUAAGCAACUUUUGUGGGCAGCAGCUAAUACUACAACACAAGCUGAGUUUGCUCGAGCAAUGCAAGAAGUCAAGGAUGUCUCGGAUGGUGCUUACAAUUGGCUGGCAGGGAAGAACCCCACAGAAUGGACUAAGUCACAUAUUUCAGAGUACCCAAAAUGUGACAUUUUGGUGAAUAAUUUGUGUGAGAGUUUCAAUGCAGCCAUACUUGAUGCUCGCGACAAGCCAAUUAUAACUUUACUAUAG